Gastrolobium bilobum is the source of this 1566-nucleotide messenger RNA. RefSeq lists its product as uncharacterized. The transcript is spliced from 3 exons. Lineage: Eukaryota; Viridiplantae; Streptophyta; Magnoliopsida; Fabales; Fabaceae. Gene Ontology annotation, molecular function: zinc ion binding; nucleic acid binding. The record is from RefSeq and is a predicted model, not a curated record. Bases 1 to 1566 code for a protein of 521 amino acids.
AUGCAAAUUUUUCUUGAGUCAAUUGAUUUAAAAAUUUGGAACAUUGUUGAUGAGGGAUAUACGGCUCCCACUAAAAAGGAUGAAAGCAACAACGAUGUUCCAAAAACUUUAAAGGAAUUUUCGGAAGAAGAAAGUAAAGAAGCAAAUUGGAAUGCUAAGGAUAGAAACUUAAUUACCAAUGCUUUGGGUAGAGAUGAAUAUUUUCGUGUAGCUUCUUGCAAAACCGCAAAAGAAAUGUGGGAUGUGCUUGAAGUAACACAUGAAGGAACUAGUGAAGUUAAAGUCUCUAAAAUUCUAGGAUUUACUAGAGAAUUUGAAUUAUUUGAAAUGAAUGAUGGUGAAACUAUUCAUAGCAUGCAAAAAAGGCUAACCCAUAUUGUUACUCGUUUGGAUGCUUUAGGAGCUUCAUACAAUAAUUUUCAAAUGAUCACUAAAGUCUUGAGGAGCUUGAAUAGGGAUUGGCAACCUAAGGUGACGGCUAUUUAUGAAUCAAAAGAUUUGAAGAAUAUGUCCAUUGCUACACUCUUUGGAAAGCUUCAAGAGCAUGAGCUAGAAUUAGCAAGACUAACUUUGAAGGAGCAAGCCAAGAAGAAAAGCAAAGGAUUAGCUUUGCAAGCCACUAGCUUCAAAUCUCAAGUGGAGGAGGAGAAGGAAAAGGAGCCAUCUGAAGAUGAAUUAGAUGAAGAUGAAAUGAGUUUCUUUGUAAAAAAGUAUGGAAAAUUCUUCAAGAAGAAGAACUUUCAAAGAAGACCUCCAUUUCCUCCAAAGAGAAGAUUCAAGGAUGAAGGAGCUUCUCAACCUCCUCACACAUGUUAUGAAUGUGGAAAAACCGGACACUUCAAAGCCGAUUGCCCUAAGCUUCAAAAGAAAGAAAAGAAUUCAAGCUCAUCCGAUGAUUCAAGCAAUGAAGAAGCUAAUGUAUGCUUCUUGCAAGACUCUAAAACCUCAAAUGAUGUAAGCAAAGGAAUGCAACAUAUGUGCUUCAUGACAAUUGAAAAUGGCAAUGAGUCGGAAUCCGAGGUAAACUCCACUUGCUCUUCUAUAUCUCCUUCAUAUGAUGAAUUGCAAAAUCUAUUUGAUGAAUUACAUAGUGAAUCUUUAGAGCAUGUUAAAUCUCUUAGAGAAAUGAGAAAGACCAUUGUCUCCUUAGAAAAACAAAUUGCAUGCUCAAACAAAGAAGUAAAAGAGUUAAAAGAUGAAAAUGAAACACUUAAAUUGAUUGAUGCUAGUACAAAUUGCAUUAAAUGUUUAUCAUUAAAUGAUCAUGCAUCAUCAUCAUCAUGUACUUCAUGUGAAAAGCUAACUAGUGAAAUUGAUGACUUAAACAAUGUGCUAAGCAAGUUUACAUGUGGUAGAGACAACUUAAAUGUAUGCUUAAAGAGUUCUUCAUCUAAAUGGGUAUUGGAUAGUGGUUGCUCAAGACAUAUGACGGGAGACAUUACCAAAUUUCUUUCAAUUACAAGGAAGGAUCAUGGACAUGUAUCUUAUGGAGACAAUAACAAAGGAAAGAUCCUUGGCAUUGGGAAAGUUGGUAACUCCUCAUCAACUUGUAUAGAAAAUGUUUAG